Sordaria macrospora k-hell is the source of this 1785-nucleotide messenger RNA. RefSeq lists its product as uncharacterized. Gene Ontology annotation, cellular component: membrane. NCBI's taxonomy places the organism in Eukaryota, Fungi, Ascomycota, Sordariomycetes, Sordariales, Sordariaceae. The record is from RefSeq and is a predicted model, not a curated record. Gene Ontology annotation, molecular function: transmembrane transporter activity. Gene Ontology annotation, biological process: transmembrane transport; amino acid transport.
AUGGCAAAGGUUUUCAAAAACAACAGUGUCUGGGCUUACGUGGGCCUCUGGGGUUACACUGCGGCGGCAACCUCGUGGGGACUCCCCCGCCGCGCCGGACAUGAGUACAACGGCCGCCAAGGCAAGCGGCAGCUACGCCGCGGGCCUUUCCCUACCGCCGACAUUCUCCAGCGUCCGCGCAGCCACGUCGACCUCGGUGGUGAGACGGCCUCGGCCAGCGACGGCGAUGACCUCCUCAACGCCCUCGGCUACAAGGCCGAGCUGACGCGCACCCGCUCAACAUGGCACGUGGCCUUCAUGUCCUUCGUGCUGGCCUCGAUUCCCUACGGCCUGGCCACCACCAUGUACUACCCGCUGCAGAACGGCGGGCCGGUCGUGGUCAUCUGGGGCUGGGUCAUCAUCUCGGCCAUCAUCCUGUGCGUGGCGGCUUCUCUGGGCGAAAUCACCUCUGUCUAUCCCACGGCUGGCGGCGUCUAUUACCAGACGUUCAUGAUUGCUCCGGCGAAAUAUCGGAGGGUGUCGGCGUAUAUCUGCGGAUGGGCCUACGUGGUGGGAAACAUCACGAUCACUUUGGCGGUAAACUUCGGUACGGCGCUGUUUUUUGUCGCUUGUGUCAAUGUCUUCCAGAACGAGGACGGCACGGAUAUCUGGCAGGCUGAGACGUACCAGAUCUUUUUGGUGUUUUUGGCUAUUACCUUGUUGUGUAACGCUAUCUCGGCGCUGGGUAACAAGAUUUUGCCGCUUUUGGAUACCUUCGCCAUCGUCUGGACCUUCGUCGGCCUGAUUUGCAUCCUCGUCACCAUUUUGGUGGUAGCCAAGGAAGGCCGCCGCUCGGGCGCCUACGCCCUCGGCCACUUCGAGCCCACGUCCGGCUGGCCCAAGGGCUGGGCCUUCUGCGUCGGUCUCCUGCACGCCGGCUACGCCACUUCUUCCACCGGCAUGAUCAUCUCCAUGUGCGAGGAAGUCCAGCGCCCCGCCACCCAGGUGCCCAAGGCCAUGGUCAUCACCAUCGUCAUCAACGCCAUCGGCGGCCUGGUCUUCAUGAUCCCGCUCAUGUUCGUCCUUCCCGACAUCGCCAUGCUAGUCGCCUUGCCCUCCGGCCAGCCCGUGCCCACGAUCCUCAAGUCAGCAGUCGGCUCCUCUGUCGGCGCCAUCUGCCUGCUUAUCCCCUUGAUGGUCCUUGGUAUCCUCUGUGGAACGGCCUGCACCACCGCCUCCUCCCGCUGCACGUGGGCGUUUGCUCGCGACGGUGCCAUCCCAGGCGCCAAGUGGUGGAAGAAGGUGCAUACCGGUCUGGACCUGCCGCUCAACGCGAUGAUGUUGUCCAUGAUCAUCCAGAUCUUGCUGGGUGUCAUUUACUUCGGCUCGUCGGCGGCGUUUAACGCUUUCAGCGGUGUGGGCGUCAUUUGCUUGACCAUCUCGUACGCGGUACCGAUUGCGGUGUCGAUGAUUGAGAAGCGGAGACAUAUCAUUGGUGCCAAGUUUCCGUUGGGCAAGUUGGGGUGGUUUUGCAAUUCUGUGGCUUUGGCCUGGUCCUUCUUCGCAGUCCCCCUCUUCUGCAUGCCCGCCUACCUCCCCGUCACCGCCGGCACAGUCAACUACGCCCCCGUCGUCUUCGUCGGCUUCACCUCCAUCUCGCUGGCCUGGUACAUCACCUGGGGCCACAAGAACUACGCCGGUCCGCCCACGGAGCAGGUUGGCGAGGAUGUUGCUCCUAUGACUGCCGCCGACGUUGCUGGUGAUGUCAAGAAGCCAGUACCAGUACCGGUAGGUAAAACCGACUGA